AUGGAUUUCUUUGCCCAAGCAUACGACAACGGACCCAAGUCCGAGAAUGUCCUCUACUCCAAAGACUCGCCUCUGCACUCUCCAAAGGCACCGAACGAGGGCGUUUGCCAAGGCUAUGGAUCCGAGCUCAACGCCCAUCUCCGUCGAGCAUCCUCGGGGCUCGAGUCAGACGUACCUCGUCUCCAGCCCGGCGUCCUUGGCCAUUUCCUCCAUCGACAUCAUCAUCAAAACCAUGAAGAUAUCGGUCGCGUCUCACCCUUGCCCAUGAGCGGUGUCCACCUCUUUGGAGGACACUCGUACUUUUCCUUGGCCAGAACAGCUUCACCCGUUCAAGAGCUGCCCACAAAACCAGAGUCCCACAGUACUGCAGAGGGUAACUCGCCGCGGGUGCUACUCAGUCGACGUACUUCGGUUUCGAACCCCUGUCUGCUGCACCACACCAACUCGAACGGUGAUGGAGUGGUCCGACCUCCAGUCAUGCCUCGCUCCGUGAGCUCGGGCUCACAUCAGUCUCACGAGGCGCCUCUUUCACCCAAGAACGAGAAGGGUGCGACUGCGGCCGCGGGCCAACAUGAGCCGGCCAUUAUGGAGGGCCGGGAGCUGCGCCUGUAA
Molecule: messenger RNA, 612 nt
Organism: Gamsiella multidivaricata
Lineage: Eukaryota; Fungi; Mortierellomycota; Mortierellomycetes; Mortierellales; Mortierellaceae
Exons: 1
Coding region: 1-612 (203 amino acids)
Source: RefSeq, a predicted model, not a curated record